Neolamprologus brichardi is the source of this 1164-nucleotide messenger RNA. RefSeq names its product claudin f (gene cldnf). Lineage: Eukaryota; Metazoa; Chordata; Actinopteri; Cichliformes; Cichlidae. Gene Ontology annotation, molecular function: structural molecule activity. The record is from RefSeq and is a predicted model, not a curated record. Gene Ontology annotation, cellular component: bicellular tight junction; membrane.
UGAACCUGUCCACCGAAAGACUUUUCUCUCCUGGCGUAGACGAAGCUGCUAGACAAUGGGGAAGAUUGGCAAGGAAACGGCAGGUCAGGUCAUAAGCUUCAUAGGCGUCGUUGGGGUGGCAGUGACCUGUGGGAUCCCCAUGUGGCGAGUUACCUCUUACAUCGGAGCCAACAUUGUUACAGGCCAGAUUGUAUGGGAUGGUCUGUGGAUGAACUGUGUGAUGCAAAGUACUGGACAGAUGCAGUGCAAGCUGAAUGACUCUAUCAUGAGCCUGACGACUGAUCUGCAGGCUGGCCGAGCACUAGUCAUCAUCUCACUUCUCUUUGGAUUUAUCGGCUUUAUCAUCUCGUUUGUUGGAGCCAAGUGUACCAGCUGUCUGAAAAAAGAUGCAUCAAUGGCAAAUGUGGUGAUCAUAAGCGGCUGUCUCAUCAUUAUCUCUGCUAUCCUGAUCUUAAUCCCCGUCUGCUGGUCUGCAGCUUUCACCAUCUCAGACUUUCGGAACCCCUUGACUGUAGCAACACAGAGAAGGGAGAUUGGAUCUGCUAUCUACAUUGGAUGGGGCUCAGCUGUACUUCUUCUGAUCGGUGGGAUCAUCUUAACCACCUCCUGUCCUCCCCAAAAACAAAUGUAUGGAUACCCUAGCUACCAACAACCAGUGUAUGCUUAUUCAAGACCAAACUCAGCCGCAUAUGGCCGUGUGUAUGCUCCACCAUCCAACCAACCAUACACAGUCGCAGGUGGUUAUGCUCCCAGCAAGCCAUAUGCAGCCCCAGCCUCAUAUCCUGCUUCACAAUAUCUAUAAAAAUGAAGGAAGAGAUCAAGGACAGAGACUAAAAACCUUGCCCUGACAGCUGCUGGACUUUCAAAUGACCACUGGGAAAUACAAUCACACGAAAAUAUCAGAUGUACAUACUGCAUUAUUCUGAUACACUGAUGUAAAACAACUAGACUUCUACACAUACUUUUACCUUUAAGAUUGUGAAGCUAUGAUGUAAAAGGAAUCUGUGUGUGUGCUGAAAAUUGCAUUGCUUUUCACAAGGAAGUCACUGUCUGAUAUAUUUAUUUCCCUGUUAUGAACUACAGAUUUAGCAGUGUGCUUCUUUUCUGUAACUGCCACUUUAUCUUGUACAUUUUCAUGUGAAUUUCAAUAAAAACAUUUGUCUU